Messenger RNA from Protomyces lactucae-debilis, 1149 nucleotides. RefSeq lists its product as uncharacterized. NCBI's taxonomy places the organism in Eukaryota, Fungi, Ascomycota, Taphrinomycetes, Taphrinales, Protomycetaceae. The coding region runs from base 1 to 1149 and encodes 382 amino acids. The transcript has 2 exons. Gene Ontology annotation, biological process: SCF-dependent proteasomal ubiquitin-dependent protein catabolic process. Gene Ontology annotation, cellular component: SCF ubiquitin ligase complex. Gene Ontology annotation, molecular function: protein binding. The record is from RefSeq and is a predicted model, not a curated record.
AUGGAAGAUGAGUUGGAACGCUUCCGGCUCAGCUGGAGGCAGUCGCUGCAACAUGCACCACGCUCAGGUCCUGCUUCUGAUCGACCAGCUAGAAAUACUGCAGCCAAGACGGCUGUUGACGAGGAAGCUGCAGCGCCCUCGCAAGUAAUUACUGAACCAGAGACAAGCAUUGAGCCUGUUGAGACACCUGUCGAACAACCAGAGCUCAGUGCACUAGAGCUCUAUGAAAAAGGAAUCGAAAGAGAAAGACAAGGAGCUCUCAAAGAUGCGCUCAAUUACUAUCGCAAAGCAUACAAACUUGACAGUGGCGUCGACGGGGUCUUUCGGGAUGCUUAUCGAGCUGGUCUGACGAUUGAUACCCCAGAUGUGGCGAAUGCUUCUCUGGAAGAGACUGGAUAUGCCAAGUUUGUGCAGACUCGGCCAGAUUACGACCACAAGACCAGCAGUACAGAAGGCAUGGAUGAAGUCCUGUCACUCAUGUCACGGAUGCGGAUGCCUAUCGAGACUGAAACAGAGCGGCUUUCAAUAUCAGAUUUACCUGAUGAGGUUCUCAAGAAUAUCAUCCACGUCUGCAUCAAUGAGGACUCCACAUCCUUCACAAGCAUCAGCUUGACUUGCCAAAAGUUUUGCCUCAUUGCCCAAGAACGGUCCAUAUGGAAGGACUUGUGCACAAUGACGUAUAUGGAACAGGCCUACGAUGACGCUGGGUUUGAGGUCGGAAAGUCGGCAGAAAAGUCUUGGCAAGAUAGGAUGGACAUGGAGGUGCAGGCGUACGGUGACGACUGGCAGCGGAUGUUCAUUGAGCGACCUCGAAUACGCUUUAGUGGUGUUUACAUUGCCACCUGCCACUAUACGCGUCCUGGCCAGCGUGAUGGCUCCAUCUACAACAUCGUCCAUCUUGUCACUUACUUUCGCUAUCUUCGCUUCUACCCUGAUGGGUGCUGCUUGUGCUUGUUGACACCAACUGAACCAGCAGAGGUUGUUCAUCAGGUUCACAAAGCAUCAAAGCUCAAAGGACUGCAACGAGGCCGCUGGCAAAUCAAUGCUGCUGGGGAGAUUGCUAUCGAGGCCAGCGGGCCUGCUUCCUACAGGCCGGCAGAACAAGCUUGCGUGGAGUCGCUUCUACGGCAUACACCCACAGUCUGGUGA